GCCCGGACCAGCUCUUGAGAGCGCUGGAGAUGGCAGCCCAGUGUGGCAACGUUGAUGCCUUGGACUUUCUCAGCUCUGAGCUGGGGAUUGGACCCCAAGACGCGCCCUCCCUGGCCAUUGCUGCAGCGAAAGCCGGUCAAGUCCCGGUGUUAGAGUUCCUGAAGGACAGGAAGUGCGACACCAUGCUGCUGCCACGGCAUUGGUGGCUGCCUCCCUUUGUGGACCAGGGCACGACUGCCUUGCACGAAGCUGCAGCCUGCGGCCAUGCAGCCGCUGUGCAGUGGCUCCUGGAGGAGAAAGCUGAUCCUUUCUUAUGCAACGCUACAGGAGAGCCUCUCCACCUUGCUGCCCUGCAUGGGCAUGCAAGGGUCGUGAUGGCACUGGCAGAGGUCACCGGGCCUUCCAGGCCGCAGGUCGACAGCACCACGCCGUUGCACCAG
This is a messenger RNA of Symbiodinium sp. CCMP2456, 440 nucleotides long. The record is from the annotation of a GenBank genome assembly. Lineage: Eukaryota; Dinophyceae; Suessiales; Symbiodiniaceae.